This is a messenger RNA of Erigeron canadensis, 1615 nucleotides long. RefSeq names its product triacylglycerol lipase OBL1-like. Gene Ontology annotation, biological process: lipid metabolic process. Bases 1 to 1455 code for a protein of 484 amino acids. The transcript has 5 exons. NCBI's taxonomy places the organism in Eukaryota, Viridiplantae, Streptophyta, Magnoliopsida, Asterales, Asteraceae. Gene Ontology annotation, molecular function: triacylglycerol lipase activity. The record is from RefSeq and is a predicted model, not a curated record.
AUGGCUUCUGAGGUCACCAAUAAAAAGGCAUGUGACAAGUCGUUUUGCAAAGACUAUCUCCUACUAAGCCCCAAAGACGUCACAUUAUGGGAUCUAAUAAUGCUUUUGUUCUCCAAAAAUAUUGGAAACAGGAAGUUCAUCGACUGUCCAAAUGGAACCGUCGAAGAAAGCUUUUCACGGCGGUUUGUCAUCUUCAUAUCCAUUGCGGCCCAAAAGCUUCUUCACCUUGUUAACAAACCAAUGGGUUGCGUUGGCUCAGCCAUCGAAUUUAUGCCCAACUUUUUAGAUGCCAAUAGAGGAUUUCUCAAGCUGCUUUUGAAUCUCUUAUCAGGAAACUUGGUGUCACCGGAUAAAGAGUCACCGGAAUUCUUGACAGCGAUUGGGUUAGGGGACAUUCGAAGGGAUUUAGACAGUAGAAUUAAGCAUAAGGAUCCCAGAUACACAAGUGCACUAGCUAUUAUGGCUGCUAAAUCUGCAUAUGAAAAUCAGGCUUACAUCAAAGACACUGUCCAGAAACACUGGAAGAUGGAGUUCUUGGAGUUCUUUAAUUGUUGGAACGAUUAUGAAGAAGAUUACACCACACAGGGAUUCAUGUGGAGUGACAAGACUGGGGAUACCGAACUCAUAGGUAUUUCCUUUAGAGGCACAUCACCUUUCAACGCUAAAGAUUGGUCAUCCGAUGUUGAUAUUUCAUGGUAUGACCUCCCUGGUAUAGGCAAGGUCCAUGCCGGCUUCUUAAAAGCCUUGGGGUUACAAAAGAGCCGAGGGUGGCCCAAGGAUAUCCAUGGAGACGAUCAAAAAGCCUACGCUUACUACGUCAUCAAACAAAAGCUCAAAGAUCGCCUUGGGAGUAACCCAAAAGCCAAGUUCAUUGUAACUGGACAUAGUUUGGGAGCUGCAUUAUCGGUUGUGUUUCUAGCAGUCUUGGCACACCAUAAUGAGACUGACUUACUAUCAAAACUUGAAGGGGUUUAUACAUUUGGACAACCUAGAGUUGGUGAUCGUAAAUUCGGCGAAUACAUGAAAGAGGUGCUGGUAACACAUGGUUUGAGGUACCAUAGAUUUGUUUAUUGCAAUGAUGUGGUGCCUAGAGUACCCUUUGAUAACUCUAAUCUUAUGUUCAAGCACUUUGGUGAUUGCCAUUAUUACAAUAGCUUCUACAAAGGCCAGGUGCUUGCUGAAGAACCAAACAAAAACUACUUCUCAAUAUUUGCUAUGAUACCCAUGUUUGUAAACGCAAUUUGGGAGUUGUUAAGGAGCUUCAUUAUAUAUUAUCAAAAUGGGGCAGGGUAUAGUGAGACUUAUACUUGUCGAGGUUUGAGAGUAAUCGGACUUCUGAUUGCAGGAUUGGCGGCUCACGGUCCACAAGAUUAUGUUAAUCUCACAAGACUAGGUUCGCCUGAGUUAUUCAAACCUGCUUCGUAUGUCAAUAAAUCAACCACCGUAGUCGAAUGAGUACGUAGUACCAAUUGGUCGAAACAAAUUGGCAAAUAGAAAAGAUACAAGACUAUAUAUGUACGUGUUUUUUUGCUAGAUGUUAUUAUUCUAAGAGUUUGAUGUAAAUUUAAUCCUCGGAAAUUUUCCUGUUCUCGUAAUUUUAUGUAUCCAUGGCAUG